Messenger RNA from Cladocopium goreaui, 1527 nucleotides. NCBI's taxonomy places the organism in Eukaryota, Dinophyceae, Suessiales, Symbiodiniaceae. The record is from the annotation of a GenBank genome assembly.
AUGGCAUGGGAGGAAUGUCUUCAAGCGGGACAUACUCUGCUGCAAUGGUACACCACCAUCUGUCCCUGCGUCCUGGCCACAUGUGAUGCAUCUGCAGACCGCUCUACCCCCCUGGUAGGAUUCGGGCCCAGUGCGGAAGCGCCCGAAACAGACGUCAUUGAGGAGGAGGAGCCCAAGAAAGAUGAGCACCCGAAGCGGCGUGCGCAACGACGGCGUGAGACCAUGCGCAAACGUCGCCAAGCGAUGGAGAAGAAGAUGUCCUCGGUCCCCGAAUCCUCGCAGUCCUUGUCGGGGGCAUCGCGUCCGCAAAUCUCCUUUGAAGACAAGGAGGCCCAUGAGGCGCAACUGGCCGAUCUCAAGAAACGUUUCAAAAAGAUCUCGGACGAUGUGGAAUUGAACUUGGACGCAGGGGAUCGUAGCAGACUGCAACAUCUCUUCGCACUGCUGUCGCAGGGGCAACAGAAGAUGGAGGAGGCGGUAGACGGUUUGGCCAAAAUUGAGGCGGACGCAACAAGAUACGCCCGAGAAGGGCAGCCAGACUUGCAGGCUAAAGAGAAGACCCCAAGCCCAGCGACAAGACAACGGUGCCAGCAAAGGAACUUCUGGCGCCGCGUGGCGCCGCAGCUUUCCCACGGCGAGGCCCCAGCAUCGGCGGAGACGGAGCUCUUUGCCAGCUUGGGUAAGAAGGUGCUUCAAUUUGGGGAGCAGCUCGGCGAACUUCAACCACGCCAGAACUGGAUGUGGUGCACUGGUGGAGUUUUUGGAGUUUUCCUGACAGUUGGCAGCCCAAACUCUACGAUUUCGGCUUGGAGCAGCAGCUACAAAGAAAGGUUGCUGCAGCAAAAUGCAGACGCCAACGCCACCAACACGCAGGGAGCGACUCCCCUGGACUUCACCAAAAAGGACGAGGUCCGAUGGCUUCUCAGAUCGCACAAGGGCCGCAAAGGCGCUCUGCGCCGCGGAGCGGGGCCCACGCCGCAGGAGAGGGACGACUUGCGUAGAAAAAAUGCAAAUUUGCGAAUGGACAUUGAAGAACGACUGAUGGUCACCGAGGAGGAAAAAGAGCUCCAGGAAGAAUUGGAUGAAGUUCUGGAAAAACUGCAGGAUAUCCAUUCUGCAGAUCCUGAGGGCGAAGACACUGCGGCGCUGGCUGGAUCCACGGUGGUGGAGGAGGAUGCGCUCAGUUUUCCCACCUUGAUCCCAGUGCUUAAGGCCUUGGAUCAGUCGGUGAGACAUGGAUCAGCAGCUCAGGAGAUGGCCUUCAUGGAAUUCGUGCAACUGACCACCAGCAGCGCGAAACUGGAGAGAAAGGCCAAGAAUCUGGGUCAGACCAUCUCCAAGUUGCUGGAGGGUCAAAUCACUGGCAAGCCGGAUGCGCAGGAAGCUGAAUGGCAGGCCGCAUGCAAAGACCUGAUACUGGACAUGGAGCAGGUCUUCGACCAAAUCAAGGUAGUCCGUGCAGUUAUCCCAAGGCAGCAGAGUGCGUUUGAGGAGAGCAACGACAAGAGAGCCAAGACGCUUCGCUGA